Drosophila serrata is the source of this 3738-nucleotide messenger RNA. RefSeq names its product PAS domain-containing protein trachealess (gene trh). NCBI's taxonomy places the organism in Eukaryota, Metazoa, Arthropoda, Insecta, Diptera, Drosophilidae. Gene Ontology annotation, biological process: regulation of transcription by RNA polymerase II. Gene Ontology annotation, molecular function: DNA-binding transcription factor activity, RNA polymerase II-specific; protein dimerization activity; RNA polymerase II transcription regulatory region sequence-specific DNA binding. The record is from RefSeq and is a predicted model, not a curated record.
AUGUUGCCGUACCAGGCUGCCGUGGCCAUGGACUAUGCCGGCUACCAGCGCCAGCCAACGCCCGGGCAUCCCGGUUCCCACAUGGCGACCAUGGGCUCCCUGGCCAUGCCGGCGGUGCCGUUCAGCCACAGCUGGAUGGUGCCCACCCAGGACCUGUGCGCUAUGCCUCCGUAUAACAAGAUGCCCGGACAUCAGCAGCCGCCAGGACCCGGCAUGCAUGCCCAGCAACAGCCCAUCGAACCAGGCAUCCUGGAACUGCGCAAGGAGAAGUCGAGGGAUGCGGCGAGAUCGCGUCGCGGCAAGGAGAACUACGAGUUCUACGAGCUGGCCAAGAUGCUGCCCCUGCCGGCAGCCAUCACCAGUCAGCUGGACAAGGCGUCCAUUAUAAGACUGACCAUCAGCUAUCUGAAGUUGAGGGACUUCUCCGGACACGGCGACCCGCCAUGGACAAGGGAGGCCUCAAGCAGCAGUAAGCUCAAAAGUGCCGCCAUCCGUCGCAGUCCCGCCGUUGAUUUGUUCGAGCAACAUCAGGGCACCCACAUACUGCAGUCGCUGGAUGGCUUUGCCCUGGCCGUUGCAGCGGACGGGCGCUUCCUGUACAUCUCGGAAACGGUGUCUAUCUACCUGGGUCUGUCGCAGGUGGAGAUGACCGGCAGUAGCAUUUUCGAUUAUAUCCACCAGGCGGAUCACUCGGAGAUCGCCGAGCAGCUGGGCCUGAGCCUCACUAGCGGCGGAGGCAGCAGUGGAGGAGGCGGUAGCUCCGGUGGAGGCGGCGGUUCGGGAACGGGCAUGGCCUCGCCCACUUCCGGAGCCUCGGACGAUGGCAGCGGCACACACGUUGCCGCCUCUAUGACCCAGGCCUCGACGAGUGGCUACAAGGGCUACGACCGGAGCUUCUGUGUGCGGAUGAAGUCAACACUGACCAAGCGCGGAUGCCACUUCAAGUCCUCUGGAUAUCGGGUGGUCCUCCUGCUGUGCAAGCUGCGUCCCCAGUACACCUUCUCGCACAGCCGCAAGUCGCAGCCGCCGCUCCUUGGAAUGGUGGCCUUGGCCAUUGCUCUGCCUCCGCCAUCGGUGCAUGAGAUUCGGCUGGAGUGCGAUAUGUUCGUGACCCGGGUGAAUUUCGAUCUCCGAGUGGCCCACUGUGAGCCGAGGGUGUCCGAUCUGCUAGACUACACGCCGGAGGAUUUGGUCAACAAAAGCCUGUACUCGCUGUGCCACGCCGAGGAUGCCAAUCGCCUGCGUAAGAGCCACACGGAUCUGAUCGAAAAGGGGCAGGUACUGACCGGCUACUACCGACUGAUGAACAAGAAUGGAGGCUACACCUGGCUCCAGACCUGCGCCACCGUUGUCUGCAGCACCAAGAACGCCGAUGAGCAGAACAUCAUUUGCGUCAACUAUGUGAUCAGCAAUCGGGAGAACGAGAACCUGAUCCUGGACUGCUGCCAGCUGGAGCCCAGCGUGGACAGCAUCAAGCACGAGGAGAGCUUAGGCAACGACAAAAGUAGCGGAUCCCCGGGUGGCGAUGCCCCCGGGGAGGGCAACUCGCACCUAAGUGCCGGCGAUAUGAAGUUAAACUCGCCGAAGACCGAUCCCGAUGGCCAUUCACACCGCGGCCGAGGUCGCAGUGCAGCGGCCUCGCACGGCAGCAGUCUGAAUAGUCUCAGCCUGAUCAAGGAUAGUCCCACGCCGCUCGGCGUGGAGAUCGAUGCCGGCGUGGGGGUGCUGCCCACCACGGUGGCCACGCCAGUGCCGGCGGCAGCCACGCCCAUAGGCAGCACCUCCAACACCGGCCACGGUGGAGCAACCACCAAACGGAAGCGCAAGACCAAGGCGGCCCAGCAGGCAGAAGAUCUGGAACGUCAGGACCAGGCUAUGCCAGAACAGCCUCUGCCCAAGCUGCCGGCUAUGGAGCAGCGCGACCAGCAGCAGCCCCGCAGCCGCCUACCUUCGAUCGUGGACGAGCAGCAACCCGCCUCCUCGGCAGCGGACUCGGCGGUUAAGGACCUGGAGCACGCCAUGUCCAAGCACCUGCCCUCGCCGGUGGCGGUGUCAGUGGCCCCAGCCCCCAGUACCGACUUCAGCGCAGACUCCCUGCUCAAACAGCAGCAGCAGCAGCAGCUCGAUCCCAACGAGAAAAGCAGCACUAUCCAAUGGAUAGGCACGCCCUACCAGCAACCGCCGGCGCCCAUGCCCGCCACGGCGCUUCUCCGGCAGCUGUACGCGAAUCGGGAGAGCGUAAUCCGGGCCACAGCCCGCCAGACGCCGACCGGUGUCGGCCCUGGUGUCUUCUACGGAGACCAGCAGACAGGACCUUUGCCCACGCCGCCGGGCAGUGAGUCCUCGUACGAAAAUCAAUAUCUGCAGCUGCACUCUGCCGCCUCGUCUGGCGGACAUUCCGGCAGCGGCCAGAAGACCUCUGCCGAUGCUUUUACCAAUCUGGUGUCCACCUACGGAGGCUAUCACAGCUCCAUCGACUACCACAACGCCAUGACCCCGCCCAGCUCAGUAUCCCCGCGGGACUCCAAUCAGCCCGGCAAGUCGGCUCCCGUGCUCACUUCCAAUGGCGGUGGCUACGACUACGCCCCCGAUCCACUCCGUGGCCAGUAUGCGACGACAUCUGGAGACGGAGGAGUACUUCCCGCUACGUUGCCCCUAAAACCGCAGGCAUACACGGCCGCCAUGCACCCGUCGACCACCACCACCGAGGGCGGGGUCACUUACAGCAACCUGGACCAGCCGCAGUACUUUGCGCCGCACUCGAGCUUCCAUCUCUACCACAAGGGCAGCCCGACCAGCGGUUGGUACUCCACACCCUCCUAGGUGCUAGACGAUCAGGGCCAGACCCACUCCUACCAGGAGCACCACCACCAUCUUCAGCAACAGCAAUACCAGGAUGGCAGGCAGAGCCAGGCAGCGGGCGGCGAUAGGUGGGACUUUGUGGGGGCGCUGGGCAAGGUAGCCAGGAUGUUCUUCAGCGCUAGGAAGGGGAAUCCGGGGUAGAGCUAGUACCACGAGAUAAUCUUCCCUUUUUUCUAGCUUUGCUCUAUUUGGUUUCUUUUGUGGAGCUCCCCUGAGGAUUGGACCCUCCUACCCCUAGCAAUCCUUAAGAGCUAGACUAGAUAUAGAGCGUUAAAUGGAACAUUAAAUGUUGUUAAAUAAUUUUAAGGCUGUAAAUUAUGAAACACACACCACACACUGAGACGCCCAAUGAAAUUACACUCAAGAAUACUCAAAACGCAAUUGAUUUAAACACACAAACCUAACGAGUAAAGAGUAAUGAGUUAUGAGUGGCAAGUAAGGCUAAACUUAAUUAAAAUUAACUAAAUAAACUAAGACUUGCAUAGAGUGCCACGAAACAGACAACAUUGAAAACAUGAAACCCAGCUAUGAGGAGAGCGAAUCGAACGGCUUGGGCCUAACCCUCUCUCUUGUUAUUAAUUAUUUAAAUAAAUCGUAGUUUUACCGAUACAUAGACCUGCGCGUAUAUAAGAUUUACUCAUUAUAAUAUAUAGUAUCCCUAACAUACCAUAUAAAUAUAUUUAAAGACAUUUUUACAACAUAUCAAAUGCUUCCUCCUGUAGGUCCUAGGAUUUAUCUGUAAACGAGAAGUGACUCGACUCAACUCUUGACUCGGUUAUAGUAUCUCUAAGAGUUCUGCUAAAAUUCGUCUAACUCCGUUUCCUCCCUAUUGUAUAUUUAAUGAAUCUAAUAGUUAAAAACAAAAAAAAAAACCGG